Messenger RNA from Colius striatus (speckled mousebird), 3007 nucleotides. RefSeq names its product SHC adaptor protein 2 (gene SHC2). Gene Ontology annotation, biological process: intracellular signal transduction; cell surface receptor protein tyrosine kinase signaling pathway. The transcript has 12 exons. Bases 1 to 1827 code for a protein of 608 amino acids. Gene Ontology annotation, molecular function: receptor tyrosine kinase binding. The record is from RefSeq and is a predicted model, not a curated record. Gene Ontology annotation, cellular component: plasma membrane. NCBI's taxonomy places the organism in Eukaryota, Metazoa, Chordata, Aves, Coliiformes, Coliidae.
AUGCUCCCGGAGCCUAAGUAUGACCGCUUCCGUGACGAGCCGCUGACCAACCCCAUGCCCUCGCCGGCCCCCGCCGCUCCGGGGCCGUGCCCUGCGGUGGGCGACGAGCCCGAGGGCGGCACCACGUUCUGCGCGCUGCUGCCGCGGAUGCCGCACUGGAAGUUCCCCGGCCCCGCCGCUUUCCUCGGCCGCGGUGCCGCCGCUCGGGAACUCUCAUCUUCAGCCCGUGCUGGCGGUACCGGCGCUCCGGGAGCUCCCUCGGCUCUGGCCGCCGUGCUGGGAGCCUGCGAGCCGCUGUGUGCCGCGCCCUGCGCGCUGCCGGCGCCCGGGCGGCCGCGGGGGGCUGCGGGAGCGACGGGGCGGGCGGGGCGGGGGGACGCGGCGCGGCCGCCCGGGGAGGAGUGGAGCCGCAAAGGCAGCUUCAUCCGUAAGCCGGCGCAGGGCUGGCUGCACCCCGACGAGAGGGUCUUGGGCCCCGGUGUCUCCUACAUCGUCAGGUACAUGGGCUGCAUCGAGGUGCUGCGCUCCAUGAGGUCCCUCGACUUCAACACCCGGACACAGGUCACCAGGGAAGCCAUCAACAGACUAUACGAGGCUGUGCCGGGUGUGAAGGGCAUCUGGAAGAAGAAGGCUCCCAACAAAGCCCUCUUCUCCAUCCUGGGUAAGAGCAACCUGCGCUUCGCCGGCAUGAGCAUCGCUGUCAACAUCUCUGUCGAUGGGCUGAACCUCAUGAUCCCCACCACUCGUCAGAUCAUUGCCAACCACCACAUGCAAUCCAUUUCCUUCGCCUCCGGAGGGGACACGGACACCACGGAUUACGUAGCCUACGUCGCCAAGGAUCCCAUCAACCAGAGAGCCUGCCACAUCCUGGAGUGCUGCGAGGGGCUGGCGCAGAGCGUCAUCAGUACGGUGGGACAGGCCUUUGAGCUGCGCUUCAAGCAGUACCUGCACAGCCCCCCCAAGGUGGUGGUACCCCCAGACAGGGUGCUGGGUGCAGAGGAGUCAGCCUGGGGAGAGGAUGAAGAGGCAGCUGAGCACGAUUACUACAACAGCAUCCCAGGGAAGGAGCCACCCCCGGGGGGACUGAUCGACUCCCGGCUCCGUCACGGCACAACCCAAAGCCACAUCCGUACCCAGCCCUCCAGCUCUGCUCCCUCCAGCCAGGGUGGGUUUGCAGCCAGGAGAGACCAGAGCAGCCAGCUGGGGCCACCCUGGGACGUGGAGAACCAGGGCCAGCCCUGUGAUGGGUACCUGCAGGCAGACAGCCACCCCCUGGGGCCACGGGACUACGAGGAGCACAUGUACGUGAACACACAGAGCCUGGACGCCUGGGAGCCAGAGGCAGCAGCAAGGGGGGUGCUGGAGGAGAGCCCCAAAAAGGACCUCUUUGAUAUGAGGCCAUUUGAGGAUGCCCUGAAGCUCCACGAAUGCACUGCAGGGGGUGGCACCAGCAUCCCCAUCGAGGACCAGUGGCCAAGCCCCCCCACGAGGAAAGCCCCCAUCGCCCCCACGGAGGAGCAGCUGAGGCAUGAGCCCUGGUACCACGGCAAGAUGAGCAGGAGGGAUGCUGAGAGGCUCCUGCAGAUGGAUGGAGAUUUCCUGGUGAGGGACAGCCUCACCAACCCAGGGCAGUACGUGCUGACUGGGAUGCACAGUGGGCAGCCCAAGCACCUGCUGCUGGUGGACCCUGAGGGAGUGGUGAGGACCAAGGACGUGCUGUUUGAGAGCAUCAGCCACCUCAUCAGCCACCACAGGCAGAACGAGCAGCCCAUCGUGGCUGCAGAGAGCGAGCUGCACCUCCGGCAGGUUGUCCAGAGGAAACAGUGAUACCAGGGGUAUGUGAGCCCCUGACCCAUUCCCCACUGGCACUGUGGGCUUGCCCCAGCCCUGGGGUAAAGCUGAGCUCCCUCUGUGCUCUCCUCCUCUGGUUGUGCCUGGUCUCUGAGGGAGGCAAAGCCUCUGCCACACACCCCAGGGCCAAGAUCUGGCUCCACAUCACCUUCCCCAGUGAAGCCUCGUGGUCCCUGGCCCUGAAGACAUCCCCCUUCCCCUUGCUGCCUCCCCUCCAUGGGGGUCUUUUCCCCAGCUGGACAUGAAGCUGUUAUCCCUUGUAUGCAGGUGAAACACUGCCAGGGUGGGAGCUGGGGAGUGACCACACCAAGAGGGACCCAACCCCAAAUCUGGCUGCUCCUGCCCAGGGCUGCCCCUGGCUCAUCCUUGGCAAUGGGUGGUCAUGGCUAUGGGGCUGCCCUGGCCCUGUCCUGCCCAGGGGCUCUGCUUGCAUGGGGCUGCCAGUCCCCUGCCCAGCACUGCUGCCCUCAGGGCUGGCUGCAUCCUGGCACAAGGAAUUGAUUGAUCUCUGCACAGUGACAGAGCAAAUGUGGUUGGGCUGGUGCCAGGAGCUGUGUCCCAGGGUGGGCUGGGGUGAGCAGCUUGGUGUGUGUGUGCAGGGAUGUGUGUGUAUCUGUGUGAGGGGCAACUGGAGGACCAGCCCCUUGCCCACAGAGCUGUGCCUCUCACCCACUACUGCUGCUCAGGACCCAGCUCCCUGCCUCAGGCCCCUCUCUCUGCCAGGACAUUUGGAGGGUGUCCCUACCCAUGGCAUCCUCAGUCAGUGGGAGCUGGAGCCCCUGGUUUAGCUCUACCCAUGAGGCUGGGCACACAGAUAUCUGCUGGUGGAUGGUGCUGCUGGUUCUCCCUGUUGAUCCCACAUUUCCAGACGGGUUUUCCCCAGGAGCAGCUGCUGUGGGAAGCUCCUGGUGGCCCCAAGUCCCUGCAGCCUUCCCUGAGCCAGAGCCAGACCCAAGCUGCUGCAGGGAAGGUGCAGGGCAGGGGUGAGCUGCUGCUACUGGCUCCCAAGGCUGUGGCUGCCAGGAGGAGAAGCAUCCCAUGGCCCUGGGGAGCAGCCCCCAGGCAGCUGAGGCUUUCAGCUGGUUUUUAUGGUGUACAUGGCCCCUCCUGCAGCCUGGCUGGUGCUGGGGGGUCCUGCUUUGGAAUAUGUUUCUAA